CUCUUCUCACUUCUCAAUCGUUCGAUCCUUCUCUAUCUCCAUCGCCAAAAUAACAAUUCAUCAAUCAACCAAUCAUUCGAUCUUCUCUCAAAACUCGCGCCAAAUACAAAUCUCUCUCUCUCUCUCUCUCUCUCUCCUGUCUCGCCAUACCAGAGGGUUCCGUCGACAAUGGCGGAUGCUCCGGCGAGUCCGGCCGGCGUUCAGAGCCCUCACUCCGACGUCCGCAAUCAGGACCGCUACCUCCCCAUCGCCAACAUCAGUCGGAUCAUGAAGAAGGCGUUGCCUUCCAACGGCAAGAUCGCUAAGGAUGCCAAGGACACCGUUCAGGAAUGCGUCUCCGAGUUCAUCAGCUUUAUCACCAACGAGGCGAGUGAUAAGUGUCAGAAAGAGAAGAGGAAGACGAUCAAUGGUGAUGAUUUGCUUUGUGCAAUGGCUACUUUAGGGUUUGAAGAUUACAUUGCUUCGCUUAAAGUGUACCUAACUAGGUACCGGGAGUUGGAGGGUGACACGAAGGGAUCUGCUAGGGGAGGUGAUCGAUCCUCUGAAAGGGAUAUAGUUGGUGCUCAGAUUGAUCCAAAUGCACUGUUUGCUCAUCAACAGUCCUUCACACAAGGCAUGAACUAUUUGAAUUCCCAAGUGUGAAUUCCAACUGAUCUGAAAUUUGCAGGCACGACGACAGCGUCAAAUUGUUUCUCCCAUUCAAUGCACAAAGUAGGGAGAUCCAGGUGCUGCUUCACUGACUCCUUACUAUUCAACACUAGUAGCAUCAUUUUAUAUAGAUGGUAUUAAUAUUGGUCAAUAGAAACGAAUAUAAAUCAUUUUAUAUAUAAAGAUAGCUUAAUCAAAUUUUGAAUACAUAUGAUUAAUAUUGGUGAUUUUGAAUAUCAUCAUUUUAUGGUAUAAAUGCUGUUCAACACUAGUAAUCUCAUUCAUUCUGAAAAAUUUUAUGUCUUAAUCAAUAUUGAUCAAAAUCAUUUUUCUUGCACUAAUCAAUCAUGAAAGGAGACGAUGGUGGGGGAACUACUAAAAAUCCUAGAAGCAAGCCCCUAUUUUUUAUUUUUUUUUUGGAAUUCGGACCAAGACAUUGUGGAUUCAAAUUUUUUGGUUUGUGAUGUUGAUGAGGCUUUGUGAAAGAAAAGCUUAGUGUGAAGAAGAGGAUCAUAAAUUGAUUGGGCUUAAUUAGGGCAACAAAGACUCAUUGGGCUAGACCACAAACUAUUGGAGCUAAGCUUUAGGGUCAAGUUAAAAUGUUAACCAAUUCAUUUUGGUGGGGCUGGUGGCAGCCCAGUUAACCUUGUUUGGCCUAUACUGUUGUAUAUAGAUUGAUUAUUUACUUGUACCAGUGCAACAUGUUUUGGUGAUUAAAUUUGAGUAUUAAAUUUUGAUUUCACACUUGUUUUUUUAUGUAUUGUAAUGCAUUGGUGAUCACAUCGGAUGUAUUCAA
Molecule: messenger RNA, 1444 nt
Organism: Camellia sinensis
Lineage: Eukaryota; Viridiplantae; Streptophyta; Magnoliopsida; Ericales; Theaceae
Source: RefSeq, a predicted model, not a curated record